AUGCUUUUUGCACUAAGUCUUAUUGUCACAACGGUUCUUGGGUAUUGUAUUAACGAUAACACGAUUACUAUUUCCACAUUAAACUCAUGUGAUGAAAUCAAAGUUGAUUCUAACAACAACCCUUUAAUUGAAAGGAGUGGAAGCAAUGUCUUAGGGGGUGUUACGUUCAACCGACUGUUGAUUCGAAGUAAAAGUGUUCCAACUACUAUCACAAUUAAAGACUCUUCAACAAGUGUUCCAUUUAUUUUGUGGUACGAUUCGGGUAAUUGUUUGGUAGAUACAAUCCACUUUUAUAUGACUGGUAUCAACAAUCAAUGGGGUCUCUAUAAUAACAUGGACUCCGCAAAAGAUCAGAGCUAUUACUUCUAUCCAAGUGAAGACAACUCUGACUCCAAGCCCUAUGUAUUUCGACCAAGGGUAAACGCUUAUUUUGAAAAUAAAAACGACAAUUAUUAUAUAACACUGGGAUUUGAUUUCUCUGAUCACACAGUGGCGAGAAUAAAAGGAAAGUUUAAAGUGUAUAUCUUCAGUAGUACUAUAACAUCAUAUCGAGGGUAUGUCAUGACAACAACGGAUUCCAAUGUUUUGGCACGUCCAAACUAUAUCAAUCAAGUGAUGUGUGUGAUGAAAAACGGAAACAUCAGGUUUGGUUUUAAUGACACAGAACCUAUAAUAGAGGACUGCACGUGUAAUAAGUUAAGUAACGGCACUUGGGACAAAAAUGAUUGUGAGCAGUAUAUUGAGUAUUUACAAUUUGUAGCAGGGUGUCAUUACACAACAACAAAAAUGGGAGAGAAGUAUGGCGGUCUUAAAUUGUCUGGGUGUGGUGUUGACGAAGUACCAAGUGUAACAGUUGACACUGCAACAUCACUCACUUUAAAUGACUUCAAAAUAGAUGCAAAUGGGGCAAUUUUUAAUGUUAAAGCAACACUAACAAUGAACAUUGUUAUACCUGAAAAUACACCACAAAUUAUGAUUAACGUUGACAGUGGAGCUUCUGUGACAAUCAAUGAUGUGACUUUACCAGAAGGAGUUAACAUGACAAAUAAAAUACUUUUUGUUGCGAGUGAUACAACUGUGAGCGGGACAAACGUGAAGGCGUUUUGUGGCGGUACUUAUAAACGGUUUGCCACAAUUGAUUCGAGUGAAGACGUGAUAUGUCAAUGCAACUUUGAUUCCACAAAAACAGGAGAUGAGUAUGUAGAGUCUGAUUGCGUCACGGAUUCUGCAUAUCGAGUGUUAAACUUGCCACUUUCAAGAACUAUUAUUGCAUCAAGAACAUGGAUGAAAAUUCAAUCCAAUGAAGAAACGACAAUGACCAUGAGUGAAGGAGUGACUUUGACUGCUACCAACGUUUUCUUUUCGAAGAAUGUAAAUAUUGAUGUGCCUCUUUCAGUCUCAAAUUCUUUAACUUUGGGCUCAACAAGUGGGGUUUCCAUCUUUGGGGAUUUGACUGUAACAAAUACAGUGACAACAGGAAUUCAAAGUGGAAUUGUUUUAAUUGCCAAAUCGGCGAGUUUGAGUGGGUUAACAAAAACUUGUGUAAAUGGAGUUGAUGGUAAAAGCCGAUUUUAUAUUGGACUACCCGUAGACCCAUUGUGUGAAUGUAAAUCACUUGGAAGCACUGAUCUAUUGGGAUAUGACCAAAGCGAUUGUGAAAAGUCGUUUGCUUCGACUUCUUAUGAUUUGAUUGUCCCAUCAGUUUUUGCAACAACAAAAAGUGCCCAAUGGAAAACGAUCUCUUCAAGUGAAGAUUAUACCAUUACCGUUGGUGAUGGAUUAACACUGACUGUAUUAUCAUUUGCACCUACACACUCGACUUCUAUUAUUGGAAAUCUCAUCGUUCAAAAUGAACUGACAUUGAAUGGUGAUGUCAAUUGUUUGUUUAGUCAUAUUCAAUACACAAAUUUAGUGACUACAGCAAACAUUAAUACUUUACUCUUUGUUGGAAACGCAAUCAACCCAACAGGAGUCACCAUAUCAUGUGCUGCUCUUACUGGUGUUACGCAUAAAAGAUAUUACACAGAAGGGUCAACUGAAAAUUGUAAUUGUAUUCCCUCUACAACAACAAUCACAUCAAAUACCAUUUAUGACGUGUUUGAUUGCCAAAAUUAUGCAUCUGAGAGAAUACUAAGUACUUCAUCGAAUUCGUUGACUGUUACUUCAAAUUUGAAUUUUUAUGGAUUUGAAAAUAGUAACCCAAUCACAAUUACAUCGAGUGGAAAUGCAAUCGAAUUUAGUUCUACAAACGUUAAAAAUACGAUUACAGUGAAUGGAACGGGUUCUUUGAAAAUUGGUACUAUAAAUGGCGUUAAUGGGCAGGCUCUUAUUUCAACAGUUCCAACAACUGUAACAACAAAUAGUGCAGAAAGUGGUUUUGUAAUUGUUUCACCACCUUCUUCACAAAUUGGGAACUUGGUAAGUCAAUGUUCAAUUACUGAUUCCAUAGGAAGAUAUUCAACAAACACGAUUGGGUGUGACUGUACACCAAAUGGCAAUUUAGAGACAUAUGUUGAAGGUGACUGUAGUGUCUAUAGCGAAUACCUCAAUCUCAAAAUAACAGGAAGUUCAGAAUUUAAAGAUAGUAGAACGUGGAAUACAUUAAAGAAUGAGGGAACGCCCUUUGAUAUAACUAUCAUUUCUGGGAAGACACUUACAGUAAAAACACUGACCUUAGACCUCGACACAACAAUGAGUGGAAGUUUGAAUAUACAGAAAUUAACUUUAAGUAACAACGCUUAUGUUAAAUUCAACUUAGUACCAACGAUAGGCCAACUUGUUGUGAGUGCAGAUUUCACAAACACAAUUGCUUUUAUCGCGCCAACUGGAAUAUCAAACACGUUGGGACUGUUUCAAGUUUGUACAUUAGGAGCGAUGUAUAGAUACUCCAAAACAAAUACAGAAAAUUGUUACUGUGAUCCAAACAUUGUGUCGGAAAGUAUCAUUGGUUAUGUUCAAAAGGAUUGUGUUGAAUACAGUCAAUACCUUACACUUCAAGUACCACAAUCUGUGACCCUUACUGAUAAAAAUUGGAAGACAUUAAAUUUGCCAACAAAUGCAAUAACAUUGACAGCAAGUGGGAGCGUCAUUGUGGACAAAAUGUCAAUUCCAAUUGAGAGUUUAUUUAAAACAAGUGGAGAUGGUAAAUUGGUGAUCAAUGAAGUCACUCUGAAGUUGACUCUGACAAACUACAUCGACUUGUCUGCUUUGCAAAUCACUUCAGUUGUAUUUGAAGAUAUCAAUUAUUUAUUCACAACAAGACAAACAAAUGUGAUUACUAACACUAUACAUUCAUGCACAUUAAGUGAUGGAUAUUUCAGAGUCACUUCAACGACCUCAAAUAUUGGGUGUAAUUGUGUAUUCAAAAGUGGAUCUUUUGAACAGACGGACUGUGAAUUGUUUAACUCAAAAAGUCCAGCUGUAUACAAUUUGAUAUCUUCCGACUAUAAAAGCACAACCGCUGCGUAUUACAAAACCGUUUCUGUUGAGUCCGGAAGUGUACUUUCAACAACUGGAAGUUCACAAAUUAACUUUGAUAGCUGUGAUUUCACUGCAAUGACACAAGUGACUUUAAAUACGCCAACAAUUUGUACAACAAUGAGUGUGGCUAAAACAACUAAAAUUCUCUUCUUUGAUAUUUUGAAGAUAACGACACUCAUUCUCCCAAAUGAAGAACACACAAACAAAGGAUCUGUUAUUACAACAACAACUGCCGCGAACAAACUUGCGAUUGGAAGUGUAACAGGGACUCAAUGUGUUGAUUUUGCAUCGACAUCGAAAGGAAAUGAAUUUUCAACUUCACAAAUUCAAACUAAUAUGACACUUCUUUCAAAUAACAGAUUGAUAAGGUACUGUCCAACAACUUCUCAAUACAACACUGUGAAGUGUAAAAUGAAUGGGAACAUUUAUACCUCCUCUGUUUUUGAUCAAAUAUAUUGCCCCUGUGAAACAUCAAACUGUGAAAUAUACCCAACAACAACUUUUAUUACAUUGGAUGUUGGAAUGUUGAACAAGGUUAUUAUCGAGAAAACUUCUCCAACAAGAAAUAUCAAUGGGUUUAGUACACUUGGUACAGUACAAAUUGAAGGGACUGAUGGUAUUUACACAUUCAAUGGAUUGGCUGCAAGUAAAAUAACUUUAUUGGAAAUAUCUGGAGGUCAAAACACAGUCACUGUUGGUUCUUAUGAUACCACAGUUAUAGCGACAACGAUGAAUACUUUACAAAGUGAAACAAAUAAAAUCAAGGUCUAUGGAAGUGUUGGAACAUUGACUGUUCCUAAGAAAAACACGAUCUCAAUAUUUGGAAGUUCGACUAUUCAAACUGCUACUCUGGGGAGUAUCAUUGGGACAACUCUUCAAAUAAACAAUUUUGAAUACAAACGAAAUGCGGAUGAUGUUUAUUUAUUGUCUGGUAUAACAUGGAUGAGUGAAAUUGAAAACAAUGAAGGUGUGUCGAUUGAGAUGAGUAGCAUUGUCGAGAUCUCAAAAGUGAAAGUGGCUGUUUCCACCUUUGUGAUGACGUUUUCUGUUUCAAAUUCUGUUAUUGGAACCAUUGAAGGAGUCGCUGAUUACAAAAUUGUAUCAACUGGAGAUAACAUUAAAGUUGGUCUUGGAAAUACAAGUGGCUCUUUUGAAAUAACAAAAAACAUCGAAUUUACAUCGCCAAUCGUAAAUUUAAAAAGUUUGAAAAUGUUGAGCUCAACUGGCUUUGCAAACAUUUCGACAACAACAACACAACUCCAAGUCACACGCUUGGAAUCUAAGAACACACAAGGCGUGUUUGGAAUUGAUCCUUCAACAACUGCUCUUAACGUUGUUUUGAACUCCGGAUAUGACGCACUUAUCACAGCACCACUUAUAUUACUGUAUGCAAGAAGUAGAAAGAUCACAGGCGCGUCACUUCGAUGUGACAACUUUGUUGUUCUUAGUGGUGUUUAUACUGAUGAGAAAAGAACAUGCAAAUCACUUGGACUUUAUGAAAGAAGAUGUGACUAUGUGAAUGACAUUUAUGUAUUUGAAGGGAGUACGGAUUAUAGUUGCCCUUGCACUUCAAUUCGUUCGAAGUGCACAAUAUCUCUUACUACAACUUUGUCGUCAUUUUCUUUUACAUCAGACUUCAAACCAUCUAUUUUACAGUUAGUAAGUGAUGUUACUUUGGAUUCUCUGAGUGGUGUUGAGUUGCAAAUAAACACUCCAUUUGCUUCUUUGGAUGUUACUGGUAAAAAUUCGGUUAUUUCAUUGUCAUCAGAUACAUUGGCAAGCGUGAGUGUACACAUGGAAACCACAGAGAGUUUUGUGGUCUUUUCAAAGACCCGAGGUUUGGGAAACACAUUGAAGACAGGCGUUGGACAGUAUUCGUUUAGUGUUGGUAAAAAUGUGGACGUGUGCCAAAUGUACGUUACUUUAAGGGAUGUUACAACAUGCAAGAACUGUCUACCGAACACAGGGACCGUAUUGAAAGAUGGCGUGUGCUCCGACUCGAACAUUGAAAAUUGCCAAAUAGCCGAAGCCACAGAGAAUAGUGUCAUUUGCACGCUUUGUGAUAGUGGGUAUUACACCACAAAUCAAUCAACAAAGUGUGAAAAGUGUAAUGUAGAAAAUUGUGAAGAGUGUAUGAGUGGAGAUGGGAAGUGUCUCAAGUGCAAAGAGGGGAGUUAUUUAUCAGGAGACGUAUGUAUAACAGUGACCCCCGAUACAACGAAUUGUUUGUAUUUUGCAAACACCUGUAGGAAAUGUGAAGGAUUCUUGUACCCAUCUACUGGGUCAAACAUGUGUUCUAUGUGUGACACACAAUGUAAGACAUGUGAAGGGACUUCGGACACUUGUGUAGUGUGUAAUUGGGAAGAAGGGUAUUCAUCUUCGAACGACCAGUGUAUCAAAAACAGCAACGCCUCUGGUGUCAUUGGAAAUACAAUUGUUUCGUGUUCUGUGGGAUAUUUCUUUAAGAACGAAAUGUGCGUAUCAUGUACAGAAACAUAUGGAGAAUGUCGGGUGUGCGACUCUUUUAAAUGUCUUGAGUGUAAAUCGGGCAAAAUAUUUAAUCAAGAUGGAAAGUGUGUUGAAGACACCAAUUGUGAUUUGAUUCAAAAUAGUCGGUGCACAUCAUGUGUCAAUGGAACGUACAUCAAAGAAGGGACAUGUUCAGUUUGUGGAACUUCAUGUAACAAAUGUUACAAUAAAGACACAUGUUUGGCUUGUAACAAUGAUUCACAUUUGACAGAUUCGAACACUUGUUCAAACGAAAUUAAUAACGAGUGUUUAAAAGAUACAAUUAUUGGAUGUUUGAGAUGUGUGGAUGGGACCUACUUGCAAAACAACAAGUGUGAACCAUGUGACUCAACUUGUUUAACUUGUUCAACUACUUCGACACAUUGCAAUUCCUGCAAGUCCAACAGUCAUUUAGUUAAUGGGAAGUGUAUUGAAAAUGAUGAAUUUCUACAGAAGUGUGACUUCUAUAUAGAUCAAUUAGAUGGUUGUUUGAGGUGUAAAAUAGGGUAUUACAAGGAGAACCGAGAAUGUUUAAAGUGUCACGAUAACUGUACCUCGUGUACAGGGUAUGACGUAUGUCAGGAGUGUAUUUCUGGCUAUUACUAUUCCCUUUCGACUUCUUUGUGUCUUUCUCAAGACGAGUUGGUGUACUGUGAAACUAAGAGUUCCAGUGGGUGUUUGAAAUGUGCGAAUGGUGUAUACACUUUAAAUAAAGAGUGUUACAAAUGCUCUGAUAAUUGCAAGCACUGCAUUUCUGUCGAUACGUGUGGCAUGUGUGAAGAGGGAUAUGUCUUAGUUGAAGGGCAGUGUCAACCGAUGUCCAAUGUAGUUGGUUGUAUUUCCACAUCGAAUGGCUUGUGUUCGGAGUGUAAGUUUAAUUAUAAAUUAAAGGACAAUGGGAGUGGAUGCAAUUUCCGCAUUAAUGCUGUUGUUAUAGUGAUACCGAUAUUAGUAUUUCUUAUCAUCCUCAUUAUAGUCUUUGUAAUUAUAGUGAUUAUAGUCUUCAAGGUCACUCGUUAUAAAGCAGACAAAAAGAGGCAACAAUCAGUGACUUCAUUUAAAAUGGACAAUUCGUCGAUAAUAUUCACUUCUCUCGACAAAAAUCUGAUGGUCAACAAGCAAGUCGUCGACUUUGUAGUUGAAGGGAAAGAAGCUGUAGAGGUAUGUAAAGAGACAAAGGAUUUAGUAUGUGUAGGCAACUCAGGGACAAAAGUGGUGAAGGCUCAAUUUUCUUUAAGUUCUGAUUCGACUGAUCGCUAUGAACUUAAGUGUGAACCAGAGCUAGCUUUCAUUCGACCGGGAGAAGCCGUAGAAUUUACCAUGACAGUGAAUCCUUAUUGUUCGUGUAAAGUUGAUGACACAGUCAAGUUAGUGUAUUGUCAAAUGGGCAAAACAAAAGACUUCCACUUUGAUAUUAAAAUAGCCUUUGAGACUGAAAUUACAACACAUUUGGACUAUGGAGAAAUCGAGCUUGAAAAACAAGUUGGUGAAGGAGCGUUUGGUAUUGUGUUCAAAGGAGUUUUCAGAGGAAAUUCCGUUGCGGUGAAACAGAUGAAAAACUUUUCUUGUGACGAUGAUUCGCUUGAUGAGUUCAUGAAGGAAGUCUCCAUGUUGGACAAAUUCAGAGAAAACCACAUAGUCCACUUCUAUGGUGCUGUGUUGAUACCUAAUAAGUAUUGUAUGGUCACCGAAUUUGCUGAGUUUGGAAGUCUUCAAGACUGCAUUCAUAAGAUCAAAGAAGAUAAAAUGCCAAAUGAAAAGUUGCGAGUGAAGUUCAUAUUGGAUGCAGCGUAUGGUCUCGAGUAUUUACACUCAAAUGGAAUCAUUCACAGAGACAUCAAGCCAGACAAUAUUUUAGUGACUUCAAUGAACGAUGGGGUGGAUGUCAACGCAAAGCUGACGGACUUCGGAUCAAGCAGAAACAUCAACUUACUGAUGACAAAUAUCACCUUCACCAAAGGAGUUGGAACUCCUAUGUAUAUGGCUCCAGAAGUUAUGGACCAACAAAAAUACAAGAUGCCGUGCGACGUAUUCUCAUUAGCAGUCAGUUUUUAUGAGGGAUACACGUGGAUAACCCCAUACCCAGUCUCCGAUUUCAAAUUCCCAUGGCACAUCGCCAACUUUGUAAUUGAGGGGAAACGACUCCCUAAGCCAAGCAGUAUGCCCGACUGGGUUUACAGUAUUAUUUCGCAGUCUUGGGAACAAGAGCCAGUCGACAGACUUACUAUUGACAAUUUUGUCAACAAAACAAAGGAAGGAUAUAGUAAAUUUUAA
Messenger RNA from Entamoeba invadens IP1, 8262 nucleotides. Its product is annotated as protein serine/threonine kinase, putative. Gene Ontology annotation, biological process: protein phosphorylation. The transcript is spliced from 2 exons. Gene Ontology annotation, molecular function: protein kinase activity; ATP binding. NCBI's taxonomy places the organism in Eukaryota, Evosea, Mastigamoebida, Endamoebidae. The coding region runs from base 1 to 8262 and encodes 2753 amino acids. The record is from RefSeq and is a predicted model, not a curated record.